This is a messenger RNA of Loxodonta africana (African savanna elephant), 10927 nucleotides long. It is a transcript of the gene TLR10, whose product is annotated as toll like receptor 10. Gene Ontology annotation, molecular function: transmembrane signaling receptor activity; lipopeptide binding; Toll-like receptor 2 binding. The coding region runs from base 143 to 2602 and encodes 819 amino acids. The record is from RefSeq and is a predicted model, not a curated record. Gene Ontology annotation, cellular component: plasma membrane. The transcript has 3 exons. Lineage: Eukaryota; Metazoa; Chordata; Mammalia; Proboscidea; Elephantidae. Gene Ontology annotation, biological process: immune response; toll-like receptor signaling pathway; inflammatory response.
CAGAGAAGCAAAUUGUCUUGACACUUCGUAAGCAGUCAUGGGCAUACCAGCCCCUCUUCUAUGUUAGAUGACAUCAAGACAAUCAAGAUAUCCUUGGAAACCUCAAGAAAAGGGGUUUUGAACUCAUCUUCAUCAUUCAUACAUGGGAACCAGUGAUAAAAGUGUUGGAAACAAGGUGAGACUUCUCAGAAAUACUUGCAUAUUUUGUAGUAUUGUUAUAUCAGCACAGGGCUGGACUCCAAAGCAGCCGGAAGAAGGGGAACUGACUACCAACUGCUCCAGCAUGUCUCUAAGAAGGGUUCCUGAGGAUUUGACACCAACCACAACCACGCUGGAUUUAUCCUACAACCUCCUUUUUCAAAUUCAAAGUUCAGAUUUUCGUUCUGUCUCCAAUCUGAAAAUUUUGAUUCUGUGCCAUAACAGGAUCCAACAGCUGGAUAUCAAGGCCUUUGAAUUCAACAAGGAGCUUAGAUAUUUAGAUUUGUCUCACAAUAGACUAAAGAUUGUAACUUGCUAUUCACUGCCAGGUCUCAGGCAUUUAGAUCUUUCUUUCAAUGACUUUGACACUGUGCCUAUUUGUGAGGAAACUGGCAACAUGUCACACCUGGAAAUUCUAGGCUUGAGUGGAGCAAAAAUACAAAAAUCAGAUUUCCAGAAAAUUGCUCAUUUGUAUCUGAAUACUGUCAUUUUAGGAUUGAGAACUCUUUCUUAUUAUGAAGAAGGUAGCCUGCCCAUUUUAAACACAACAAAACUUCACAUGGUUUUACCAAAGAACAUAAAUUUCUGGGUUCUUUUGUGUGAUGGAAUCAAGACUUCAAAAAUAUUAGAAAUGACAAAUAUAGAUGACAAAAGCCAAUUUGCAAGUAACGAAACUCAACGGAACCUUAGGUUAAAGAAUGCCAAGACAUCUAUUCUGUUACUUAAUGAAGUUGAUUUGCUCUGGGACGAUCUUCUGAUCAUCUUCCAACUUGUUUGGCAUACAUCAGUGGAAUACUUCCAGCUCCAAAACGUGGCUUUCGGAGGUAAUGUUUAUCUUGAUCACAAUUCAUUUGACUAUUCAAAUACUGUUAUGAGAGCUAUAAAACUGGAGCAUGUCCAUUUCAGAAUUUUUUAUAUUCCACAGGAUAGAGUCUACCUGCUUUUCACCAAAAUGGAUAUAGAAAACCUGACAAUAUCAGAUGCACAAAUGCCACACAUGAUUUUCCCUAAUUACCCUAUGAGGUUCCAAUAUUUAAAUUUUGCCAAUAAUGUCUUAACAGAUGCUCUGUUUAAAAAACCAAUCCACUUGCCUCAUUUGAAGACUCUCAUUUUGAAGGGCAAUCAACUAGAGACAUUUUUCUUAGUGAGUCACUUUGCCAGCAACACAUCCUUGCAGCACUUAGAUCUGAGCCAAAAUCUGUUACAACAUGAAAAUAAUGAAAACUGCUCCUGGCCAGAAACCUUGAUCACCAUGAACUUGUCAUCCAAUAAAUUUCCUGAUUCUGUUUUCAGGUGUUUGCCAAGAAGUAUUCAAAUACUUGACCUGAAUAAUAACAAAAUUCAAACUGUCCCUAAAGCGAUUACUCAUCUGAAGUCUUUACGAGAGCUAAAUGUUGCAUUUAAUUUUCUAACUGAUCUCCCUGGAUGCAGUCAUUUCAGAAGCCUCUCAAUUCUGAACAUUGAAAUGAACUUAAUUCUCAGCCCAUCUCGGGAAUUUUUUCAGAGCUGCCGGGAAGUUAAGAUUCUAAAUGCAGGAAGAAAUCCAUUCAGGUGCACUUGUGAACUAAGAGAUUUCAUUCAGCUGCAAAAAAAUUCAGAGGGUAUGUUGGCUGGAUGGUCAGAUUCAUAUAUCUGUGAAUACCCUUUGAAUCUAAAGGGGACUCAGCUGAAGGACGUUCAUCUGCCUGAAUUAUCCUGCAAUACAGCCCUGUUGAUCGUCAUCAUUGUGGUCAUGCUAUCUCUGGGGAUGACAGUGGCCUUCUGCUGCCUCCACUUUGAUCUACUCUGGUACAUUAGGAUGCUAAGUCAGUGGACACAGACAUGGAACAGGGUUAGGAAGACUGCCCAAGAAAGACUCAAGAGAAAUGUCCAAUUCCAUGCAUUUAUUUCAUACAGUGAACAUGAUUCUCCCUGGGUAAAGAAUGAAUUAAUUCCCAAUCUAGAGAAAGAAGAUGGUUCUGUUUUGAUUUGCCUUCAUGAGAGAAACUUUGACCCUGGCAAGAGCGUUACUGAAAAUAUCAUAAACUGCAUUGAGAAAAGUUACACCUCCAUCUUGGUUUUGUCUCCCAACUUUGUCCAGAGUGAGUGGUGCCAUUAUGAACUCUACUUUGCCCACCAUAAUCUUGUCCAUGAAAAUUACAUAAUCCUCAUCUUGCUGGAACACAUUCCACUCUACUGCAUUCCUAACAGGUAUCAUAAGCUGAAAGCUCUCAUGGAAGAGAAAACAUGCUUGAAAUGGCCCAAGGAUAGGCGCAAGCACGGACUUUUUUGGGCAAACCUCCGAGCUGCUAUUAACAUUAGUUUAUCAGAAACCAGAGACAUGUGUGAACUACAAACAUUUGCAGAGCUGAAUGAAGAGUCUCGAGGUUCUACAGACUCUCUGAUAAAAACAGACUGCCUAUAAAAUCCUACCCCCUCGGGAAAUUGGGCCCUACAGACAUAUUGAGAUAUAAAUUGGUAUAACCUUUAUGAUGGUCAUUUGUUAAUAUCUAUUAAAAUGAAAAAUGGUCAUUCCUUCAUAGCAGUUCCUUGAAGUAUUUCUAAGAAUGUAUCUUAUAGAAAUACCUGUACAAGUUUGCAAUGGUUUAUGUAAAAAGGUAUUCAUCUCAGUGUUGUUUAUAAUCAUGAAAUUGAAAACAGCCUUAAUGUUCACAAAAUAAGGAUUAAUUAAAUAAAUUGUAGUAAAUUAAUGCCAUAGGAUAUCAAAAACCAAACCAGUUGUGUUGAGUCAGUUCUGGCUCAUGGAGACCCCCUGUGUUUCAGACUAGAACUGUGCUUCGUAGGGUUUUCAAUGGGUAUGAUCUUUCCAAAGCAGAUUGCCAGGCUUUUCUUCUGAGGCACCUCUGGACAGAUUUGAACCACCAACCUGUCAAUUAGCAGCUGAGCACUUAACCAUUUAUGCCACCUAGGGACUCCAAAAGGAUAUUAAGCAGUCAUUAAAAAGAAUGAGUGGCUCUAUAUUUACUGGUAUGGAGAAAAUUAUAUUAAUAUAUUGGUUUAUACAAGAAAUAAAAAUCUGAAGGAAUCUACACCAGUACACUGGUUUAAUAAUAGUGGUUUUGGUCUGGGAGGUUGGAUUACAGGGAGUACUUGCUUUCUACGUUGCAUAUUUCUAUGAUGUUCAAACUGUUUAGAAUUAACCUGUAUUUCUCUAUAAGUAGAAAAAACAAUAGAGAGAAUUUUGAAAGCCUAUACAUCCUACUUAUUUUGCUUGAUUCUGUGCUUCUAGUUUCACUGGGCACAGAAAACAUGCUCUCCUGGAUUUUGCAAAAUUAUAUGUCAAAAGGAAACAUCAUGUUACUUCCCAAGUUAAAACAUUUAGUGGUUCACCUACAUGAUAAAGGAAGAACAUGCCAUGUCCUUUAAGAUCCAUCACCAGUAUUCUCUUACUUCAUUGAAUUCUCUCAUCUAGUCCAAUCAAAGUAUUGACCAUUUCCAGAAUAUCUAGUUUCUGUUUAUGUCCCCAGAGCCUUGGCACUGUGCUUGCCUGCAAUGCCUUUCUCUCCCUGGUCCACUCAGGAAAUCUUACAUAUCCUUGAAGGCACAAUCCAAAUGCCAACUCUUCUUUGAAAACUGCCUUACCUCUUCCCCUAAGCAUGUUGGUGUUGUUGUAGUCAAGUCGAUUUCUACUUAUGGUGACCCCAUAUGUGCAGAGUAGAACUCCUCCAUAAGAUUUUCAAGGCUGUGACCUUUGGGAAGCAAGUUGCCAGGCCUUUUUCCGAGGCACUUCUGGUUGGGUUUGAACUGCAACCUUUCCGUUAGUAGUCCAGUGCUUAAUCAUUUGCACCACCCAGGGACUCCUCCCCAAGUAUGAUGUUCUUCAAUUCUCUGUAACACUUUAGACAUAUUUCUGCUACCAAACUGAUUACGUACCUUUUUGAAGUUUCCCUUCCUCAUUAGGCUAUGAGCUUCUCAAAGGCUAGAACAGAACUUUGCAUCUGCCCUUGUAUCAGCAGCAGUUUGCAGAGUCCCUAGUUCAGAGAAAGUGCUCAAUGAAUGUUUCUGGAAUGGAUGCUGAAUUGGCUAGAGGAAUUUAGUGGAAACGCAACUGGCCUCAGGAUAGAUAGGGAUGACAGUGGCCUUCUGCUGCCUCCACUUUGAUCUGCUCUGGUAUAUUAGGAUGAAGUCAGUGGACACAGACAUGGCACAGGGUUAGGAAGGCUACCCAAGAAAGACUCAAGAGAAAUGUCCAAUUCCAUGCAUUUAUUUCAUACAGUGAACAUGAUUCUGGGUAAAGAAUGAAUUAAUCCCCAAUCUAGAGAAAGAAGGUGGCAGAAUUGUAAGGCAAAUUCUGGGAAGCUAGAGACAAGAUAGUGAAUCCAGAAUUGAAAGAUUUCUGAGUAUAGUUUGAACCUUAUGAAAUUAUCAACAUUUGAUUACUUUCGACCUACAAAAACAUCAAUUUCAUAUGGUUCAAUCUAAUAAAACUAGUCUCCUAAAAAAGGUAAAACUGGAUUCUGCAUCUACUUUAAGUAUAACUUUUUAGUUCCUUUUUGUAUGUGUCUUAUGAAUUCCUCAUGCAGUAAUGAUUUUUUUUUUUUAAUUGUAUUCAAGAUGGCCAACAGAGAGCAUAAGGAGAAAACUGCGUAUCAAUUUAGAAGCCAGAUUGUACUCCCAUUUGACCAGUGGCCUAUCUACUCUGAGGAGUUAAAGUUCGGCAGCCUUGACGUUGACUGUCUCUUUUUCCCCUCCCUGCUGGCCCCGUGGUCUUUUUGGCAGAAGGGGAAGUCCAAUGAAACCGCAGUUGGGGUGGGGGGAGGGGAGUGAGGGCAGAAAAUGGAGAGAUUGAUCUCCUCCCAGCUCUCAGCAGCUAGGCCACUGAUAUCAGUGUGAUUCAUAGCCUCUGGAGGAGAAGACAGGUACUGUACGAGGGAGGGUUUUAUAAAUCUUGAGUCAAUUCCUCGGUGUGAGACUUUUACCUUUAAAGAUUAAUUUAUUGAGAACAUGAAAGUAAGUCCUAGAGUCACCGGGAUUGAGUUAUCCCACAGUUUAGUAGUACGGUUUUUUAAUAGAUAUAUUUUAUGACACUUUUUCAAAUAACAUAUGUUAGGCUUUGUUGUUAUUGGGUGUUUUCGAGUGAAUUCUGACGCAUAGCAACCCUGCAGGACAGCGUAGAACUGCCCCGUAGGGUUUCUAAGGAGCGCCUGGUGGAUUCAAAGUGCCGACCUUUUGGUUAGCAGCCUAGCACUUAACCACUACGCCACCAGGGUUUUCGUAUUAGACUUAGCUCUCAGCAAUGUCUGUUUUUCAGCACCUGGACAACGCCUAAAUCUUACCUAUCAAACCCUUGUACCAUCCUUUCUCAGAAAGGUAGACUGUCCAAUUCUUUUUCUGUUGUUGUUGUUGGGUGCCACUGAGUUGGCUCUGACUCAUAGUGACCCUAUGUAUAACAGAACAAAAUGUUCUCCCAUCCCGAACCGCCUUCACAACGGUAGGUAUGUAUGAGCCCAUCGUUGCAGCCAUUUUGUCAACCCAUCUCAUUGAGGAGCUUCCUCUUUUUUGCUGACCCUCUACCAAGCAUGACGUCUUUCUCCAGUGAUUGGUCCCUCCUGAUGAUAUGUCCAAAGUAAGCAAAAUAAAGUCUCACCAUCUUCGCCUCUAAGGAGCAUUCUGACUGUACUUCCUCCAAGAUAGAUUUGUUUGUUCUUCUGGAAGUCUAUUGUAUAUUCAAUAUUCUUCACCAACACUGCAACUUAAAUGUGUCAAUUCUUCUUCAGCCUUCCUUUCUCAUUGUCCAGCUUUCACAAGAAAGGAGGCAAUUGAAAAUACCAUGGCUUAAGUCAGGCCCACCUUAGUCAUUAAAGUAACGUCUUUGGUUUUCAGUACUUUCAAGAGGUCUUUUGAAGUAGAUUUUCUCAAUGCAAUACAGCGUUUGAUUUCUUGACUGCUGCUUCCAUGGGUGUUGAUUGUGGAUCCAAGGAGAGUGAAAUCCUUGACAACUUAAAUUUCUUCAUUUAUCAUGAUGUUAUCGGUCCAGUUAUAAAAAUUUUUGUUUCCUUUAUGUUCAGGUGUAAUCCAUAAUGAAGGUUGUAGUCUCUUACCUAAAUCGUCUUUUCUUUCGGCAAGCAAGUUUGCCUAUCUGCAUAUCUGAGGUAGUUAAUGAGUCUACCUCCAAUCCUGAUGCUGUGUUCUUCUUCAUGUAGUCCAACUUCUCAGAUUAUUUGUUCAGCACACAAAUUGAAUAAGUAAGGUGAAAGAAUACAACCCUGCCACACAACUUUUCCAAUUUUAACUGACACAGUAUUCCCAUGUACUGUUCAAAAACUGCCUCUUGAUCCAUGUGCAGGUUCUGCGUGAGCACAAUCAAAUGUUCCGGAAUUCUCAUUCUUUGUAAUGUUAUCCAUAAUUUUUAUGAUCCAGAUAGUCGAAUGCCUUCACACAGUUGAUAAAACACAGAUAGACAUCUUUCUAUUAUUCUCUGCUUUUGACCAAGACCCAGCUGACAUCAGCAAUGAUAUCCCUCAUUUCUUGUCUUCUUCUGAAUCUGGCUUUAACUUCUGGCAAUUUCCUGUCAGUGUAUGGCUGUAGUCAUUUUUUAAUUAUCUUCAGCAAAAUUUUGCUAGCAUGUGCUAUUAAUGAUAUUGCUCAAAAAUUUACACAUUCUAUUUGAUCUCCUUUCUUCGGAAUGGGCACAAAUAUGAAUCUCUUCCAGUCAAUUGGCCAGGUAGUUGUCUUCCUGAUAUACUUAAUUUUGGUUAUUAUGACUUAUAACUAAAGAAAAAUGAAUUUUACAUGAGCUUAAUGUUAUUUGCUUUUGGGGCUUGAGGUACAAGUAACACUUAGCCUCAUGCAAACAUGAUGAUAUAUUUUUACCCAAGAAACUUCAGAUUUCAGUAAGUGGCCCACUCUCCUCAAUCACAAUGUUGAUGGCAAAGUGUGGUUACAUAGAUCCCAUGAUGAACUAAAACCCAGUGUAACAAGACUUUUUGAAAAUGACUCUAGGGCUUGUAAAUUCUAGCAAGUUCUUCUUUAUUUCCCUCCCAUUUGUCAGCCUGGAGCUUCUUCCAUUUGUUUCCAAGUAGACUGAAUUCUAUGUUAAUGUGGUUGAAGUCUCUCCCUGUGGAAUCUUUCAGGAGGGCUGUCCCAAUCACUGUGCAUUUCUGUGGAGAAAUGGCAACAUCUCCUGGGAUGGUGUUAUGGAUUGAAUUGUGAACCCCCAAAAUAUGUGUUAUAAAUCCUAACCUGUACACCUGUGGUUAGAAUCUCAUUUAAGAAUGGGUUGUCUUUGUUAUGUUAAUAAGACAGGAUUAGUGUAAGGUAUGUUUUGAGUCAAUCUCUUUUGAGAUAUAAAAGAGAUAAACAAUCAUGUGAGAAAAGCAGAGAUGGGGGAAGAGAGAUGCCAAGCCACAUGAAGAUUUCCCAGGAGCAGAGGCCCAGAAAAUACAAGGGCCUUCCUCCAGAGCUGAUAAAGACAGAAAGCCUUCCCUUACAGCCAGUACCUUGAAGUCAGAGUUCCAGCUCCUAAACUGUGAAGAAACGAAUUUCUGUUUGUUAAAGCCACCCACCUGUGUAUGUCUGUUAUAGCAGCACCAGAUCACUAAGACAGACUUUGGUACUGGAAAAUUGGGGUGCUGCUCUAACAGAUACCUAAAAUGUUAAAACAGUUUUGGAAUUGGGUAAUGGGUAGAGACUGGAAGAGUUUUAAGGUGCCUAAUAAUAAAAGCCUUGAAGAGACUGUUGGUAGAAUUAUGGAUGUCAAAUGCAACUCUGAUGAGGGCUCAGAAGGAAGCGAGGCAAGCUAUAGAGAAAGUCUCUAUUGUCCAGAGAAUACAUAUGGCGCCAGAAACAGAAUGUUGCUGGAAAUGUGGAUGUUAAAUGUGUUUCUGGUGAGGCUUUAGAAGAAAAUGAAGAGCAAGUAACUGGACAAUGGAAGAAGAGUGAUACUUUUUAUGUAGUGGCAAAGAAUUUGUUUGCAUUAUGUUCAAAUGUUUGGUGGAAGGUGGAGCUUAUAAGUGACGAACUUGAAUAUUUAGCUGAGGAGAUUUCUAAGCAAGAUCUUAAAAGGGCCUUGUGGUUUCUCCUUGCUGCAUAUAGUAAAAUGUGAAAGAGAGAUGGACUUAAAAAAUGAACUGUGCAAAAUAAAAACAAAACUUAAAGAUUUGGAAAAUUCUUUUGUACAAACUAAGGACAUGUGUCCUAGAAUUUUCACCAAGGAUACGGCUACACAAACUUUUAUUAAAGAGAUUAAGCCUGUGAUUGAUGGAUCUAACCAACUACCACAGCAGAAAACCCAUCAGCUUAGCUCUUUAGUUACCAUCAGUUUAAUGGUAUACCAACCACUGUUUAUGCCUCUGGACCUGGUAAAAAAAAUAGUACAAUAUUCCAGUUCUAAUUUUUUUUUUUUUAAUACAUUUAGCAUCAAGGUGGGUCUCCUUUGAACUGCAUGAAGCUCAGCAGACCAGAGUUGGAGCCUCACUGUUGUGUAUGUUGAGCAUUCUAUUAGAUGAUGCUCCUUGGAUGUGCUAGUUUUAUAAAUUUUGUAAACUUUUGCCAGUUUUUCCUUUAUUUCUGUGAGCUAAGUCUUGCAAGCAUAAUUAUGGCUUUCCUGUGUAAUAGGGAGCCCUGAUGGGUUCGUUUUGAUUUUUCUGUGUCAUGUUUGGAAAAUCAGAGGUUCCCCAUGUAACCUAAUGGAAAGGCACAUGCAAUAAAUUCUCUUCUUAGUUCUUACUGGUACAUUGUCAUACUACACAUGGGUGGUGCCAGAGUGCACUCACCUUAUUGGUGGCUUGUAUUACUAGAUCAUAUUUCUGAAAAUCCAUAUUACCCACCCAAAAUUUAAACGUACUGAAUUAGUAACCACGCAUUCCAAUACUGAAAACAUGCCUUCAAAAUUUUUUUGAAAAACCUAAGAGUUUGGUAACUAAAGGGUUAGACUGAAGGGAACAGAGAAAGAACAAAAGGAGCGAACACUUCUAGCCUCUUAGAACUUGACAGCCAGGAAACAGGCCAAAGGACACAAUCUGUUGUCAUCCAAGAAAAGAAAAAGAUCAGCCCUGGAGCAGCUCAGAUAUCAGCGAACUGUUGGAAGGAACACAGGAAGCAAGGCCUUCUUGGUUUUGAACAGUGGGGCCACUGCCCCCUCAGUUUCAACGAGUUGGUUCUUUGCCAACUUGGUUCCAGAGUGUGGGGCUGCUGUUACGGUGUGCCAGAGGGAUGGGGCUGCUGGCCAAAGCUGAGGGGGCGGGGCUCCCAUGCCCAAGGGGCAGAAGAAUUGGUCCUGGAGAGCCAAGGGGUUUGCUUCACCACUCAGGUGGACUAGGAGAAUGGGGCCACCCAAACCCAAAGGAUCAGAGUUGCCAUCCCAGUGGACCUGAAAGGCAGAGCUGAAGCAUAGGGCCCAGGGGCCUCCACCCAGAAUUGAGAGGGUGUGGCCAACACCAAAAGUCUGGAGGGUGGGGCCAUUGCCCCGAUGGUCUCAGAGAACAGAGGAUUAUUUUCCAGUUUUGAGAGCUUAUGUAAUUUGUUCUGCUGGGUUUUGGACUUGCUUGGUGCCCGUUAUACCUCCUUUCCCUCCAAUUACUCCCAUUUGUAAUGGAAAUGUCUUCCUUGUGCCUGUUCCACCAUUGUACUUUGGAAACAGAUAAUUCAUAUUCUAGAUUACACAGGUUCACAGAUGAAGAAGAAUUUGCCCCAGGAUGGAAUAUACCUAAAGUCUCACCUAUAUUUGAUUUAGAUGGUUCAGAAGAUGAGACUCUAGACUUGGAGUUGAUUACAGACUUCUGGAAUGAUGUGAUGGGAUGAAUGUGUUUCGCAUGUGGCAAAGAUAUGAAUUUUGGGAGGCCAAAGGGUAGAAUGUUAUGGGUUGAAUUGUGUUCCCCCAAAAUAUGUGCUGUAAAUCCUAACCUCUAUGGCUGUGGUUAUAAUCCCAUUUGGGAUUAGGUUGUCUUUGUUAUGGUAAUGAGACAGAUUACUGUAGGGUGUGUUUUGAGUCAAUCUCUUUUGAGAUAUGAAGGAGGUUAAACAAGCAAGGGAAGCAGAGAUGGGGAAGAGAGAUGCUAAACCCCAUGAUGCUGGAACAGACAAGGACCUUCCUCCAGAGCUGACAGAAAGAGAAAGCCUUCCCCUAGAGCUGGCACCCUGAAUUUGGACUUCUAGCCUCCUAAACUCUGAGAAACUAAACAUCUGUUUGCUAAAGCCACCCACUUGUGCAUUUCUGUUAUAGCAGCGCUAGAUAACUAAGACAGGUGGGAACAGUAAAUGCAGCAAAGAGGGCUGUGCUGAAAUAAGACUGUAAUUCUUUAAUUCUAAGUGGGUUUGGAGGGGGAAGGAAAGGUCUUUAAAUCUAAUUUAAGGCAAAUGCUCCCUCAGGCUCGAGUCUUGUAUCUAUUAUCUAUAAUAUCUUGUAUCUAAAUAAGCUGUCAUAAUAGAUAUAUCUAAAUUGAUUGAGCAUUUAGAGACCAUCAAGCAUAACUAUCACUUUAAAAAAGGGAAAUUGAGGAAAAGACUCACCUAAGCCGAGGGUCAAACAUAGAUGUGUGUCAGAAUUGUGCUUCAUAGGGUUUUCAAUGGCUGAUUUUUUUUUGGAAGUAGAUCUCCAGGCCUUUCUUCCGAGGUGCCUGUUGGUGGACUCAAAUCUCCGACCUUUCAGUUAGCAGCCAAGUGCAUUAGCCGUUUACACCACCCAGGGACUCUUUUCUGACUCCUAAACUAAUGCUUUUCCUUCCAACCACAACCAAGUGGUGUUUGCUUUUUGCAUUGAUUUUAUUAUCUCUAUCUUUUGUUUUCCAUU